AUGAGCCAGUACGUGGCCCUGAACGUGGCUGUGGACGUGGCCGUCGCCAUGAAUAUAGAGGCCAGCGUGGAGGCCGUCGGCAGGGACGUCUGGAAGGUCCGCAGAAGGGCCGGGUUUGUGGUGGACGUGGACAUGGAUUGGCUGUGGUUGAAUCUACCCAUACAAAUGAAGGUCUCCGACAAGCCGGCGAAGCAACGUGGCCGGCCGGCGGCCUGGCUAGGGAUAACUGAGGUUGAAUUCUGA
This is a messenger RNA of Aspergillus tanneri, 243 nucleotides long. RefSeq lists its product as uncharacterized. Bases 1 to 243 code for a protein of 80 amino acids. Lineage: Eukaryota; Fungi; Ascomycota; Eurotiomycetes; Eurotiales; Aspergillaceae. The record is from RefSeq and is a predicted model, not a curated record. The transcript is spliced from 2 exons.